CAGACCAUCCUGAUCAUGUUGAGGUCAUCGGCUGACCCAACAUGUACUUCCUCUUGUGGAGUAACAUACUGCAUGUACGGCGCUUCACAAAAGUGCUGACGGCUGCAGUCCAGCCCAACCCAGAAAGAUCACAAUGUGCACAGUUAACUGGCUCUACAGUCAGAAUGUUUUCAAGGCCACUGUUUGGUGCUACUAGUUACAAAUCAAAAAGGGAAAUGGAAAAUGCACACAGCAGUCAUGCAGGGGUCUAAGGAGGUUAAAGAUUCUACGUGAACAUCUGAACAGGACUGAUGAUACAGGCUCUGACAUGAGAGAGAGGAAUGCUGGCAAACCUCCAGAGAAACACAGACCAUUUGUCCUGACAUUUGGGCAUUGUGUUUAUAAAGCAUUGAGCAGAAGCAGCACAGUGGCUCCCCCCUCAGGCCAGUUGCAGUACUGCAGUGCUGCCCACCAACAGCAGCAAAUCUACUUCAUGGCCACAAGUCCAAAACUCUGUAGUACGUAUGACUGUUACAAGAAGGUGAGAAGGUAAACUGACAAUCAAGAGGUGGCGAGGUGACACACAAGACGUAUGACAUGGAGGUCAAAAGUCACCUGAUAACAGGCCCUGAUCUGCAGGCUGGUAUGGACAGUAAGCAGCGUGCCGAGCGAAUGGUCGAGCUGCAGGAGAGACGCAGGAGUCUGCAGUCACUGCUCAGCACUCGAUUAGCAGAACUCAGAUGCGUGUGUCUACAAGAGGCGGAACUGACGGGAGAAGUUCCUCACGAAUUUCCUCUUGAAACCGGAGAGAAGCCCCCUCUCGUGCGCCGCAAAGUUGGUUUGUCCUACAGUGGUUCCAAACAUAACACAAAAAAUGAGGAAGAGGACUCCUCACAGCGCAAGACAAAGAAAACUCUGUUCAGUGGCGCCCUCCGCAGGCAUGUCGAUUCAGAACAGCAUCCUCAGCAUGGCAAAAGAACAGUUCAUAGAGGAUGCCACACCGAUAACACGGUGAAGUCAGAAAGCAGCUCCACGUCAGAUUCAACCAAUCAGGACACUGAAGAAACCUCUGACAGCCUGUCACCCCAGCUGGUCUUGGGGAGUCCAGACAGCAGGUUUUCUCGCAAACUCUCCCCAUUGGAGAUUUACUACGAGAUUAAAAAACGCCGCAACUCUGUGGCCAGCUCAGCCAGCCCCAGUCACUCUCUUCCAAGGUGUGUGUCCAAUUUGGAAGGUAGAAGUGUACCAGCAACUCCACUCCUGUCCCGGAACGGAAUAACAGGAGUCCACAUCAGGUCAGAAUUAUCAGGUGGCACUGCUGCUGUAAAGCAGUGGUCAGACAAUCCUGAGGCGCCACAGCUGGUGCCUUUACAGUCUCAGGAGGUUUCCUCCUCAGGGUCCUACGAACAGGGAGGUGGCCCACACAGCUCUCAGACUCGGCGCAGCAACAGCUCGGAGACGCUACUCAACCGUAAUGCCACUGUAGCAGAGGAGGGAAGUCAAAGGUCAGGCAUGCCUGCGCGCAAUGGACCAUACAAGAGCUCGGAAGCACUCUUGGUCACUACUUUAAAACAGGCACAGUGGAACAGCCCUGACCACCAGGUAAACAGACACACCGAACUGAGUCGCGUUCGCUCGGGUGUGGUAGGUCAAGGCACGAAUGGAGAUGUCGGUUACAGUGAAAUUCUCAUGGAUUAUGUCUGGGGAAAACAACAGAAGAUGCAGGCGCAGCAACAACAAAGACUGCAGGUUCAAAAUGGUGUAAAAACCCAGCCGUGGCCCGAGGGUUCCAAUGCUCCGCCCCCGCCCUACAGGAAUGGCUUUCCCCAAUCGCAACAAUUUAUCCUGGGCACUGGUCCUCCGGCGUACAGCCCCCUGAUGCUGAGAGGCAAGCCUGGGGAGCCACGGAGGGUCAAAGUGACCCGCACAAAAUCCUGUGGCCCAUUUGUGCCCGCACAACAGCACCAGCAAGAGUCCAUCGUACUCUCUGCAUAUACGGAGACCAACACGUCCAAUGCCAUUAAUGCAAUGCAUAAACAGCCGAUGGACCACCCCCACAGACCGCCCCAAUAUCCCUUUGAGUCAUCCGCCCCAACAACCCCUGAUGACCCCACACGCAGCCUGCACAAGGCACUGGCGCUGGAGGGGUUGAGAGACUGGUAUCUGCGCAAUGCACUGGGGCAGACAGCCAAUGGAGUGAAGGGCAAAGAGGGAACACAGACUCAUCGCAGACGUACAACGUCCUCUAUGCACAACUCGCACCCUCACCCACCCCUCAAACACCAGCCACAGUCCUUUCAAGGAGACACACCCUAUCCACAGCUGCCCCACUCAGCAACGUUUCAUGGGCAUCCUCUACACGGCAGGUCGGUGGAGCUCUCUUUGUACCAAGACACCUUUCCUUCUAAAAUGCAGGAUAUGACACUUAAAGAGACCAGUAAUGACAGACCCACGCCAGGCACGCUGGUCUGACAUGCAAACAAACAAACUUACUCUUGCGUACAUCUCAUGCAAACACAAAGAGACUAAAGCAAACACCAGCUUAUGUGUGUAUGGAAUGACGUCAGAAUUUUUUGCUUCCUUUCACAUAGAUUCAACAGUCAGAAUGAAAUAAUUUUGACAGAAAAAAACAGUAUUCUUGAUAUGCUCAGAAUUGAGACACUUGUGGUCAAGAUCCUUCUGCAGCAUGAAAUCAAGCUCAUCUCUGAGUUCCUGUAGACAUACUAACAUACUAUAUAAUUCAGUAAAUUACCCUUCUUAUCAAUCAAAGUAAAAGCAAGCUAUGGCAGAGAUAUGCCAAAAAAUGAUACAAGCCACACAUAAUAUGACAGUAUAUUUUCAUUAGUACAAAAUGGGAAUAAAUUUCUGUUUUAUUUAUUUUCAUGGCACUAUUGUAUUCUGUGGCACUAUUUCCUUGAUUAAUGUGCACAAAACUGUAUACAAAGAGUUCUCGUUUUUCAUGAGAAUCCAUUUUUGGUUGUAAAAGGAAUAGUU
Messenger RNA from Myxocyprinus asiaticus (Chinese sucker), 2973 nucleotides. Its product is annotated as coiled-coil domain-containing protein 120-like. The transcript is spliced from 15 exons. The record is from RefSeq and is a predicted model, not a curated record. Bases 577 to 2451 code for a protein of 624 amino acids. Lineage: Eukaryota; Metazoa; Chordata; Actinopteri; Cypriniformes; Catostomidae.